AUGCGCAUUGGCGGCGUCUGCGAGUCCGUGGCCGACCCUCUCCCGAUGAGGCUCAUCGAUCAAUUCGAGCAGCAGCUACGCACCAACUUGGGAAAGCAUGUCCGCCUGCCGAACGAUCUGCGGCAGCUGUACCGCUUCUGCAAUGGGCUCCAAAACGAAGAGGACAACUUCACCGUGUGCCCGCUCGUUGACGUCGGCGACGGUCGAGGAGGGCCGAUGACGCACGCGGACAUCUUCGGACCCGGCCACUGCGGGUGGCUGGACAUGGCCGAGGACCCGGCGUGGAUCCCUUUCGCCACCGGCUCGAUGGAGGAGGAGCACGAGAUCUUCAUGGUCAACGCCAACCUCGACUCCGAGAGCUACGGCCAUGUGAUGUUGCUCAUCCGGGACUGCUUCGACGAUGGCGAACGCGUUGAAGCCCGCAGCAUCUACAGCAUGAUGUCCAAGCGCUGGCGAAACGUUUGUUGA
This is a messenger RNA of Acanthamoeba castellanii str. Neff, 468 nucleotides long. RefSeq lists its product as uncharacterized. The transcript is spliced from 2 exons. The coding region runs from base 1 to 468 and encodes 155 amino acids. Lineage: Eukaryota; Discosea; Longamoebia; Acanthamoebidae. The record is from RefSeq and is a predicted model, not a curated record.